Messenger RNA from Polychytrium aggregatum, 654 nucleotides. RefSeq lists its product as uncharacterized. Gene Ontology annotation, molecular function: metal ion binding. The transcript has 6 exons. Gene Ontology annotation, cellular component: early endosome membrane. Lineage: Eukaryota; Fungi; Chytridiomycota; Chytridiomycetes; Polychytriales. Bases 1 to 654 code for a protein of 217 amino acids. The record is from RefSeq and is a predicted model, not a curated record. Gene Ontology annotation, biological process: endosomal transport.
AUGGACCCUCAACAACUCUACUCCAAGCUCCUGGGGACCGACCGGCCGCAGCAUCCGACAAUGGGACCCAGCCAGACAAAGUCGACCCAGAACGGCCUGUUUCUCAACAGCGGCUUCAGCAGCUCAACCGCCUCCCUGCCGUCGCUCAGCCGAAAAGCCUCUCUGGCCUCGAACGGUAGCGGAGUCUCGGCCUCGCUCCGUGAGUCCGGCACCAGCAAUCUCAACGGAGCAUCGUCCAAUCCCGACAACGCUGCUAGCGAGUGCCAGCGCUGCGCUCAGAAAUUCACCAUCCUGAAGCGACGACACCACUGCCGCAAGUGUGGCGACAUCUUUUGCAACGAUUGUUGUUCGAUGGCUAUGCGAUUAGACCAGGACGGCAACCACAACGAUGCCGGUGUCAUGUGCCGGGUGUGUGUCUUCUGCUACACAUCGCCUUGGCAUUCCAAAGGCGGCCAAGUCGAGUCCGUGGACGAGACCCGCGGUGAGGCCAAAAACGAAAUCAAGGAUGCCGAUAGCAACGACGAAGACGAUGAGGAGGAAUCAAGGGACGAGAUCGGCCCGAUGCCUGUCCUAAUCAAGGCCGGGAAUAUACCACAUCCCGACCCGCCGCCGUUGUCGUCCGUGCCAUCCGACUGGACAUGGUCAACGUUCUAG